Tupaia belangeri chinensis (Chinese tree shrew) is the source of this 5229-nucleotide messenger RNA. It is a transcript of the gene SLC7A2, whose product is annotated as solute carrier family 7 member 2. The record is from RefSeq and is a predicted model, not a curated record. Gene Ontology annotation, molecular function: L-ornithine transmembrane transporter activity; L-lysine transmembrane transporter activity; L-arginine transmembrane transporter activity. Gene Ontology annotation, cellular component: plasma membrane. Lineage: Eukaryota; Metazoa; Chordata; Mammalia; Scandentia; Tupaiidae. Gene Ontology annotation, biological process: L-arginine import across plasma membrane; L-ornithine transmembrane transport. The transcript is spliced from 13 exons. Bases 83 to 2116 code for a protein of 677 amino acids.
CUCAUUGGAUUAAAGAAGCGGCAUAAACACAUGGAGUGCUAUGAGAACAAGUGAUCGGGUGACCUAAUUAGGCUUGGGAGAGAUGGUCAAGUGGAUCGGAAACUCUCCAGGCAAAGGGGAAAAAGGCGUUGCCCACUUCAGAAUGAUUCCCUGCAAAGCAGCACUGACCUUUGCCCAAUGUCUGAUCCGGAGAAAAAUCGUCACCCUGGACAGUCUAGAAGAUUCCAAAUUAUGCCGCUGCUUAUCUACCAUGGACCUCAUUGCCCUGGGGGUUGGAAGCACUCUCGGCGCCGGGGUCUAUGUUCUAGCCGGAGAAGUGGCCAAAGCAGAUUCGGGCCCCAGCAUCGUCGUUUCCUUCCUCAUCGCAGCCCUGGCGUCUGUGAUGGCAGGCCUCUGCUAUGCCGAAUUUGGGGCCCGGGUGCCCAAGACAGGGUCGGCCUAUCUGUAUACCUACGUGACAGUCGGAGAGCUGUGGGCCUUCAUCACUGGCUGGAACCUCAUUCUGUCCUACGUCAUAGGUACGUCAAGUGUCGCAAGAGCGUGGAGUGGCACCUUUGACGAACUUCUUAGCAAACAGAUCGGUCAGUUCUUCAAGACAUACUUCAGGAUGAACUACACUGGCCUUGCAGAGUAUCCAGACUUCUUUGCCGUGUGCCUUAUAUUACUGCUAGCAGGGCUUUUAUCCUUCGGCGUGAAGGAGUCCGCCUGGGUGAAUAAGAUCUUCACAGCCAUCAAUAUCCUGGUCCUCCUCUUCGUGAUGGUGGCUGGGUUUGUAAAAGGAAAUGUGGCGAACUGGAAGAUUAGUGAAGAGUUCCUCAAAAAUAUAUCAGCAAGUGCCAGAGAGCCGCCUUCUGAAAACGGAACGAGCAUGUACGGGGCGGGUGGCUUUAUGCCUUACGGCUUUGCGGGAACGCUGGCUGGCGCUGCGACCUGCUUCUAUGCCUUCGUGGGAUUUGACUGCAUUGCGACGACUGGUGAAGAAGUCCGGAAUCCCCAGAAAGCUAUUCCCAUCGGAAUCGUGACUUCUUUGCUGGUUUGCUUCAUGGCCUAUUUUGGGGUGUCUGCGGCUUUGACACUCAUGAUGCCGUACUACCUCCUGGAUGAGAAGAGCCCUCUUCCCGUGGCGUUCGAGUACGUCGGAUGGGGGCCCGCCAAGUAUGUCGUGGCCGCCGGCUCCCUCUGUGCUCUGUCCACCAGCCUUCUCGGAUCCAUUUUCCCAAUGCCUCGUGUAAUCUAUGCUAUGGCGGAGGAUGGGUUGCUUUUCAAAUGUCUAGCUCAAAUCAAUUCCAAAACGAAGACACCAAUAAUUGCUACUUUAUCAUCCGGUGCAGUGGCAGCUGUGAUGGCCUUCCUUUUUGACCUGAAGGCAUUGGUGGACAUGAUGUCCAUCGGCACUCUGAUGGCCUACUCUCUGGUCGCGGCCUGCGUUCUCAUCCUCAGGUACCAGCCCAGCUUGGCUUACGAGCAGCCCAAAUGUUCUCCUGAGAAAGAAGCUCUGGGAUCGUGUGCCAACACAGCCUUGAAAAACGAGUCCCAGGUCACUGCGCUGCAGGGACAGGGCUUCAGCCUGCAGACCCUCCUCAGCCCCUCUGUUCUGCCCACACGACAGUCGGCUUCUCUCGUGAGCUUCCUGGUGGGGUUCCUGGCUUUUCUCGUGCUGGGCCUGAGUGUCCUGACCACCUACGGCGUGCGCGCUCUCGCCCGGCUGGAAGCCUGGAGCCUGGCCCUGCUGGCACUGGUGCUCGUUCUCUGCAUUGCCACGGUGCUCACCAUCUGGAGGCAGCCCCAGAAUCAGCAGAAAGUAGCCUUCAUGGUUCCGUUCUUACCGUUUCUGCCGGCACUCAGCAUCCUGGUGAACAUUUACUUGAUGGUCCAGUUGAGUCCAGACACUUGGGUCCGAUUCAGCAUUUGGAUGGCGCUUGGGUUCCUGAUUUAUUUCGCCUAUGGCAUCAGACACAGCCUGGAAGGCAACCCGAGGGAUGAAGAUGAGGAAGACGCGUAUUCAGACAACGCUAACGCAGCAACACAAGGAAAGGCUACCAUGCAAGUACACGACCCCCACCAGAGGAAUCUCAGUUUGCCUUUCAUAUUCCACGAGAAGACGAGCGAGUGCUGAUGCUGGUCGCUCUGCAGCCAGAACCCCCACGUCCCAUGCUGAAAAUCCAUGGCAGGAUGUUGUCAUUGUUCGAGUCCUCACGGGUUUGCUGCCUGCAUCAUCGUUCACCCUAAUUUAUGCUCACACCUCCAGACAGCAUUGCCUCAGUGGAGAAUUAUGUGCCCGGGGAGACCUUCUGAGUUCUCUCUUAGUGAUGAAUAUCCCCACAACAGUGUGAGUGUGUGCGUGUAAGUGUGUAUGAGAGAGAGGGAGAGAGAUUGGGAACGUGGCUAUCCUGUCAGCUGGUGUUCUACUAUAAUUGUUACAGUUUUUUCCAGUGUUGUCGUUAGCUGGUGGCAUGUACUGCACAUCCCAACGUGGGUGCCAAUCACCAAAUGGAAGCGUGUUUGUAUGUGCCCUAUGCAUGGGGGAAGAGGUGGCCGCUUUUCCUUCUGAGGCUUCAUUACUGUCAAUGUAGAGUGUGCUAAAAAUGCAGCUACUCAUCGCAGUGUGUGUCACUGGUUGGGGUAAGAGGAGGGGUGGGAGUGGGCCUGUUCUGUGAAUCAUACGUGCCAGCAGUGGGUUUAGUACAGAGGUUUUCCCAUGAGCUUUGACUGUUUGCUGAAACUUUAACCCGUCGGAGUGUUUGCUUCUGCUGUACACGGGGUCAGAGUGGCAUUCGUGUCACCAGAUGGCAUUCUUUUGAACUCCUGUCCUUAAAUAUGAGGCCUUCACCAUCUUGAAUGAUGUAUCCCCUCAACCCUGUCUCAGGCGUGAGAGAGGUACUGUGAUUCACUCAGGACCCUUUAAGCUGCAAAGUGAAGGUGGGCUCCGUGGCCAGCAAGGGGCAGUGAUGGGAGACGUGGGAAGAUCAGAGAGGAAGCCGCAUGCUUACGUCAAUGGACACCAAGCAUCCUUCUCGAAGAAAUCCAUUAAAGCAAGCCCAAAGGGUCUUCCAGAUCAUGCCGUGGGUGGAGUGAGUCCUGCUUUUCCCCAUUACUUAAUAACUCAUCACAGUGCAGUUAUGUGAACUUCAUCACAAACAGACUUCACUCCUUGGUUUCUGUUAUUGUCUCGUCCUAGGCAGAGGGACUCCGGUAGCAAAUUCUCUUUACUCCACACAAAAGAAGAAAAGCCGAAGGGGUAGGAAAAGUUCUCCUUAUCUGAUAUUAAAGUGCCUAUUCAGGUAUUAAAGGGCAUUGCGCCCCAUUGAAGGGGUUCAGAUCAAAUUGACCUCUAUGUCUCUGUUUUCCUCCCACCGCCCCAUAAAUGAUUUAGUACUUUUUAUUCUGUCUGCUCUUAAAUGGCCACACUAAGCCUAUUAAUACAAGCACUAAAGUCACCCAUCAAUGCUUGCGGAAUAAAAUAUUUUGGUCACGAAGAUUGUCAUUUAAAAUUUCAAGCUAAAGUUAAGCCCAAUUGAAUCCAACCUAUAUAUUCACAGUAACCCUAGAAUCUGAGUAAAUCCAUUUUAUAUAUAAGAUUCCCUCAUUGCUCUGUUUUAUUUUGUAGGGUUCUCUGUUAGUGGACUGUCUGGGCAGGGCUUUCGCUUCUCAUGAAUUAUUUCUUGUACAGAUGUAAACAGCUCGUGAGGUGAGGCUGGAGAUGAGACCGUAGAGCGGGUGACAUUUCCAGGCACAGCAGUGGCCGUACCAAGCAUGCUAGUUGGCCUGUGUGGUCGAAAGGCAGGGAAACUCCUUUUCUGAUGGUUCUUCCAAGAGAUCGGUUACCUUCUUGAUGUCAUUUAGAAGCAAGUGGUGAUUAGUUUGUAGAACUAGGAUUUCGUGGGAAUUGAAUAUCAGAGAAGCAGGUGAGAGCCUGAAUUUCUGGCUGCUAGGGUUUUGGUAUCCUGACACAGAACUCAUUCCUGACAUUCCACAGUUUCCAGAGUGCGCAUGGCAAAAUCCACAGCCAGGGAUUCUCUUUCAGGCUGCCUAGAGGAGACCCGGGAUAAGCAAGGGUCAGGAGUUUUUGUAACAGUAGGUGUGAUCCCCAGUGUCUGUCACGCAGCUGUUCACAGAGAACCGCUUUUCUUCCAUAACCAAUCUACAACGGGCCCUUCACAGGAAAUGUGAGUCUCAUCUGUGGAGACUUAAAACCUUUUACUGUAACAAAACCAAGACAUGCAUUUAGGGUGUGCAGCUGCAACUCAUGCCCACUGGGUUCGAUUUGGAACAGAAUUCAGGUAAAAAUUAUUUUUCCACAUUACACUGAAACACUUUGCAAACACCAAGAGCUAGGAAAAGAUGCUUUGUCAGUGGCUGCUUUGCGUUCUGUGAGAUGCAGUUGGAUGUGCGUGUGCAUGUAAACACAUCUGCCCACGUAUGCCAGUGCACAUGCAGACGGGCGUGUGUGCACAUGUGUAUUUCAAAUGUCAGUGUAUAAGUAAGUUGGGUUUGUGAUGGCCUGUAGCAUAAAAUACCCAACCAACGUGGAAAAAAGUAAAUGUUUUCUAUGGAUAGAGAUGCUUAUACAAAAUGUUUAGGUUUUAAACUAUUUUAAAAUAUACAGUUUUAUAUGUAUAUUUUCUAUAGAUAGAAUCUUUUAAGAAAUAUUUAUAAUGUUUCUAAUAUAAAAUCACUUAACUCUAGUACAUGGUAACAGGUGCUUUAUAAUCUGAAGCAGGGUAGGGGUAGGGACACUAGGAUAUUCCUGUUUUCUCGUUUCUGUUGUUUUCUGACAUUUCCGUGUUUAAAAAUAGCAAAAAUUAGUGGAAGCCAAUCCUACCAACUCUUCCGCCAUUUUUCUGUUCUGUAUUUGGCUUCAUAAGCUUUUUUGAACAAAGUGCUUUUACUUUCUUAGAAUUACCAAAACGUUUUAUAUAGAUUUGGUUAGUAAUCAACCUCAUAUAAAUGCCCUCUUUGGGGAAAAACAGACAAGCACAUAUUCUUUCCAUUGUCUUCGUGUAAAUGCAGCCUAAAUGACUUCUUUUUUUUAAUACGAGGAAGUGUGUUCUCAACAUUUUCAGUCGGUGGGAGUAUCUCAUGAAAGCACCUUAGUUUUAUACUCUUAAAAAAAAAAAUGAAAAAGACUUGUGGGUUACCAUAUAAAGCCAAGGCCAGACCCACAGUCACAAGAUGACUCUGGAAUCUCACAUGUGCAAACUGUUGAUGAGAAACAUUUACAUUAGAGCC